Molecule: messenger RNA, 1591 nt
Organism: Heterobilharzia americana
Lineage: Eukaryota; Metazoa; Platyhelminthes; Trematoda; Strigeidida; Schistosomatidae
Source: the annotation of a GenBank genome assembly
AUGAACAGUUUGAGUGCGUGUAGGGAAUGGAAGUACUCAUCACAGGCUUCAUUAUUAUUGUCACCAAGGAAGUUGAGAAUUUCUGGGGAUAUAUCACCUGCUGGUGAUUUACGCUAUCGUAAAUUUAUCAACAGAGAAGUCAUCCCUGAUGAUGUUGAAUAUUAUUCAGAUGACAGUUCAAUAAUUGAUGUUGCUGAUAGAGUACGACAUUCUUCAUCUAGUGGUGAUGAGGAUAUUGCAACAACCAGACUAUAUACAGAAAUGUGUCUGCCUAAUAAUAAUAAUAAUAAUAGUUCUAAUUAUGGUUCACCAUCAGUUAUCCGGUUUAUGGAAAAUGUGUACAUACGCGAAGAAGAGGAUGAUGAAGGCGAUUUUGAUGAUGCUUAUAGUGAAUUCCAAUUGACAAACUCAUCAACGCAUAAUUCUCAUUGGUUAAAGAUAACUAAGACUGGUAAAAAACAUCAAAUAUUUCUGAUUAUAACCAUAAUGACAGUCAUUCUUCUGUGUACAGUCUGCAAAUACUAUGACUUUUCUUCACUUAUACCAUACUCAUCAUCUUCUUCUGGAGAAUCAUUUUUAUCUGUACAGAAAGAUAAAUCAUAUAAAUUAAUAAGACAAUUAUCCGAAGAAUUUCAUGAUCAGCAUAAACGUCUUUGGUUACAGAUUCGUUCAGCACUGGAUUCACCAUUUCAAUAUGAAUCUACAAAUCAGGGAUAUACCUCUUCGUUGACUUCUCAUGAAAGGAUUCCUCCUGUAGUUCUCCUUUUAGUAAAUCGUUGUAUACAACCAGUCGGCAGUCAGUCUAGGCAACAUUCAAAUAAUAAGGACAAAAAUAGUGUAUUAUUUCAGAGUUUCAUUUCACGUCUUGGUCAAUUAGUCAGUCGGGAAUACUUCUCAAAUGAUACACAUUCCUGUCCAGUACUAGGAUCUUAUCAAUUAGCUUCCUUAAAUAAACAAAAGAUUGAUGAAAUGAAAUUGGAUUUAGACAAUCAACUUAUCAAAUUGUAUCAAUCUGGUACCCGGUGUUUUCAUUUCAUGUCAAUUGAUCUACUACCAGCUGAUAUUGUCCUACUCUUUCAUGGUUAUACUGAUGUAGAAAAUUCUAUUUAUCCGAAUUCUGUCCUUUUGAUAAGUUUAUCAAAAACAUUCAUUGUCAGUUCACCAGAAAAUUGUACAAAAAAUCUGACCAUUUAUUGCCUGGUUGUCAAAUGCCUGGUGAGUUCGAGCAUCAAGUCAAUCAGUUUUUACGAUCAUUAUGGAAUAAAGAAUUGGGUAAUGAGGAGGUGGACGCCUUAAUCUCUCGUUUAACAUCAAAUAUUAUUGUAUUUCAUACAUUUACCACUACUACUCGUGAUGGAGAUCAUGUUGAAGCAAAUGUAAAAUCCACUGGUUAGCAACAAAUUAAGUUAUUUUCAUACAUAUUUUGUAAUAUAACUGAACAUCGUUGUGGUAUGUUUUUCAAAACAACUAACUAGAGAUAAUUCACUUUUGUAAUUUCUUUUUAUAUCUUUAUUUUUAUUUAUACUACUUACAAACUAUUUCAGUAGUUUGUAUAUCAAAGUGUAAAUACAAUAUAAAGACAAAUUUGGGA